Molecule: messenger RNA, 1272 nt
Organism: Ictalurus punctatus (channel catfish)
Lineage: Eukaryota; Metazoa; Chordata; Actinopteri; Siluriformes; Ictaluridae
Gene: rrp15
Product: ribosomal RNA processing 15 homolog
Exons: 6
Coding region: 93-926 (277 amino acids)
Biological process (GO): maturation of LSU-rRNA; maturation of 5.8S rRNA
Cellular component (GO): preribosome, large subunit precursor
Source: RefSeq, a predicted model, not a curated record
CAUAGUGCUUCAGGAAGUCACACUAUGAUCCAAUGAUUCCAUCCACCCGUAGAGGACUGCUCAAGCUGAGGCAGCAGCCUUCUUUCUGACGCAUGAGUGAAGGAGCGUUCAGAGAGAUGGCAGCCACCGUGGAAAAGCCACAUGUGAAGAUUGAACUAGACUCCGAGGAAUAUGACAUGAGUGAGAACAGCGAGAAUGAGGAAAGAAGUGAAGAAGAGGAAUCUGCUGAUGGAGGCGAUGAAGAAGGAUCAGGUGAGGAAGAGGAGUCAGCUGAUGGCAGGAGUGAGGGAGAACAGGAAGAGAAUGAGAAAGAACAGAAUGGAGAGGUUGCGACGAAUCCCAAUGCCGGAUGGGCAGACGCCAUGGCCAAAAUCCUGGGGAAGAAAACACCGGAGGACAAACCUUGCAUCCUGCUAAAAAACAAACAGCACGACAAGCUCAACGCCAAGGAGAAGAAAGAAAGACAGGAGAAGAAGAAACAGGCAGAUAAAAAGAGAGCGUGGGAGAUGAUGUGUCGGGUAAAGCCAGAUGUAGUGCGGGAUAAAGAGAGAGAGAGGAGUCUGCAGAGAACUGCUACCAGAGGUGUAGUGCAGUUGUUUAAUGCAGUGCGUCAACACCAGAACAAUUUGCACGAAAAGAUGCAGGAAGUCGGGGGAUCCGAGAGGAAGAAGGCGAAGGUCCUUUCCUCAAUAUCAAAGAAAGACUUCAUCGAUGUAUUGCGAGGAACUGCCGGGUAUAACAUGGCAGCCGCGAAGACCGCAAAAACAGAGUCUGAAGAGCAGAAAGAGGAGAAGCCAGCAUGGAGUGUCCUGAGGGAGGAUUUCAUGAUGGGCUCAUCCAUGAAGGAUUGGGAUAAAGAAAGUGAUCCAGAGGAGAAACAUAAAGAGUCAGAGUGUGCAGACGACUUCAACAGUGACUCAGACUGAGAUAGACAGCAUUUCCAUGUGUCCAUGUGGGAACACUUCCAUACACCUAUCCCUCACAUGCCGUGUGUCUCAUGUGUGAGGUGAACAGACCACAAUUCGCAGACCCUGCUUUUAAGCAAGGGAUCCUGUUACCUAGAGUUCUGUGUAUUUGCUCAUAUAGCUGAGGUCGGAUUGGUCAGACGCCAAGAUGUGUGAUGCUCUUUUGUGUGUAUAAACACUUUUGGGGAUUGUUCAAUCUACCCAGAUAAUUCCAUGAUACUGAUGUUUAACAUUUUCUGCUUAAGCAAUGUAUAUAGUUCUUUAUGAUUAUAGGCCAUAUUCCAGAAAUAAAAUGAUCUUUUGCAUA